Messenger RNA from Xiphias gladius (swordfish), 3065 nucleotides. It is a transcript of the gene ccdc62, whose product is annotated as coiled-coil domain containing 62. The transcript has 11 exons. NCBI's taxonomy places the organism in Eukaryota, Metazoa, Chordata, Actinopteri, Istiophoriformes, Xiphiidae. The record is from RefSeq and is a predicted model, not a curated record. Bases 199 to 1464 code for a protein of 421 amino acids.
UGUCCGGUCCCUGUUUCUCCGCUCCAGCCAUUGACGUUCAAAAAGUUGCUGAAACUCUCCGAGAAGCUAACGUUACCUAGCAUUUUCAGUUUUCCAGAGAGCUUACAUUUAGCUAAUGUUAUUUAAGUGACAUUUUGGGCGUACUGAUAAACACAUUAUACAACAACAAUGAAGGAAUAAUGUUAGUGCUACGAUGUGAUGGACGAAGGGAGAAGGCGACCCCCCUCAGAUGAAGGAGCUUGUGGAAAAGCAUCAGCCUGUUUCCCCUUCUCAAAUGAUACUUCAGCCGAGCCCUGGCACAGCACUCCGGUUAAAAAGAAAAAUGGUGGCGCUCCACUGGAUGUUAGCCAAAACUCGCCCCUAACCAGCUUCAAGAUGGACAGCACAGCAAAACAGUGGGCCAAGAGAACCCCUCCCAUCCCAGCAGACACCCCCUGUCCCCACAGCUCUCUGGACACUGAGUUCCCUGUGAACGACUUGAGUGGCUCCACCAUCCAGAGGCAGAGGAGGGAGCUCCAGCUGCUGAUGGCUGAGCUGAAGGACAGGGACAGGGAGCUGAACACCAUGGCCGCCUCCCAUCACAAGCAGCUUCAGGCCUGGGAACAAGACCGCCAGAGGGUGCUCACCUUGGAGCAGAGGUGUACCCGUUUGGAUGAUGAGUUGCAGAAGCGUAACGAGGUGAUCAGAGUCCUGACUAAGCGUGUGUGGGUGGUGGAAACCAGGGAGAGGGAGGUCCAGAAGGAGCUCGGCUCAGCCCAGCAGCUGCUCCGUCAGCUUGAACAGAAGCAGCAGAACAUCAGCCAAAAAUGUCACGACUUUGAGGACAAGAACCAGAGUCUCAACUCCACCCUCAUGGCUCUGUCCACUCAAGUCGGCUCUCUACAGGUCAGGGAGGAAGAACUGAGCUCCAUGCUCAAACUCAAGGAGAAAGAUGUGACUGAGGCCUCUAGUCAUAUACUCGACCUCACUGGGCGCCUACGAGACCUGGACACGUCGCUGACGGAGAGUCGCUCACGGGAAACCAAGGUCCUGAGAGACCUGGAGGAAAACAAACGCCGCUACAGAGAAGCAAGACAUGAGGUCACGCACCUUAAAGAGGAGCUGCAGCAGCAGAUCACACAGGGCAGCAGCCAGAGAGAGGAGAUGAUCCGCCUCAAACAGGAGCUCCAGCUGCUUCGCAGAGAUCUGGCCUUGUCAGGGGAGGGCGACAGCUGGAAAGACGAGCUGCUGGAAAUGGCUCGCUCCAAACAGGAACGCACCAUGUCUGAACUACGCUGCCUACGACAGGUGUGUGAGAAUCAGCGCAAUGACCUGCAGCUGUUGCAGUUAAACCUGGAACGGGCCCGCGGAACCCUGAGGGAGAAAACCAGUCAGGGGUUACAUGGCAGAGAAGCUACUGUGUUGGAGUCAGUGAACACUGAGAGGACAAAUAGAGAAAAAACAGCCUUCAUGCAGCCGAGAUAAAAAGAUCAGAGUUGAGAGCCCAAAAUAAAAGAAGCCCCGGACCCUCUCAUUGAUGCAACAAUGAUCCUCUCUUAACUGACCUUGGCGUCUAGUUCCCUCAGUCUACACGUACGACCGAGAUCAAGAGAAAACCGCAGCACACCCAGCUCCUGCACACUCAGCUCUUGAGCAUGUUCCCAACCUGAAGACAGUCAGCUGGCGCGUCAAGGCAGAAAGAGUGCACACCGCUCAUUUAAAGCAACAGCUGCCUGAACUCAGGACACCAAACUGUGGCCAGGAUCGGCUGCCUAGUGAAAAUCAGACAUCAAAAAGGAUGAGAAUCAAGAAGUGAGAUCAUGUCGGCUAGAAGGUCUACUUUUACCCUCACCUCCCCGGAACGCUAGCACCAAGCAGAGAGUCCAGAAGCAGAGUAGACAGAAACUGACAGACUUUUGUUUCAGUUCCAUCUGAGGUCAACUUUCACCGUUAACUAUCAGAUUAAAUGAGGUGCGAACGUAGUUUUCAUUAACACGUAUUCAACUUAAGAAGGUUGAGAAAAGCAGCAAAGUCAACUCAACUGACUCGUCACCACAGGAGAACCAGUCAGUGCGAUGAAUUCAGAAUCACACAUCAGGAAAAGGUCCUUUGAAGAACACAGCUGAUGGUAUAACUAAGUUACGCUAUGCGCAGGUGGUGCAUAGCGCAGUUGUAGUAGUAGUAGUAAUGCACUCAGUGUCAUGAAUGGAUACUUAUAGACAUUUAGUGAAAGGUUGUGGAAAUUAUGUGACCAGCUUCAGUAAAGUUACAUCACUUCUGUUAACAAAACUUUGCACGUGACACCGGAGACUGAGCAAAUGUUCAUCCCCCAUCUAACCUUUCACACAAGGCUGUUGUUGACCGGUUAAUACCUGCUCACCCACAAAACCUGGAUCCACAGCUGUACAUCGAUACAAAUCAUUGCCAAGUCAUAGCUACAGUAGCAUCUACCGAUGGCGAUUUCUGAAAUAUCUCGACGGACACACUCCUGGUUUUCCAGGCGACGAAUCAAAAUGACUUCGUCGAUCCUCGGACUGUUCACCUAGAGUCACCGUCGGGUCAAAAUUGUAGUUUGUCCAGUGCGUGGGUUUAUGAGCAAAUACCUGCAAAGCGAAUGACAUUCCCUUCAGCCUCGGCUGUACUUUGUGCUUACUGCCAGAAUGCUAACACCCAGAAACUAAGAUGGUGAGCACGGUAAACGUUACACCUGGUUAACACCAGCAUGUAAACAUUGUCGCUGUGAAUCAUCUAGUGUUGCUGCGCUCCUUACGCACCACAGACCACAGCAGAACCACAGCUGAACCACAGCUGAACCACAGCUGAACCCGGUAAAAAAGCACUGGUAAACCUGUGAUCCUCAGAUGCACCAUGCAGUAGGUAUUUGUGGUUUAUGUAUUAAAUUGAAUGGAGACGUGUUGGUCGCCAAGUUUGAAUCUUGUUGGAUCUUAAACACCGGAAAGCCUUCGUGAGACGCUGUCCCUCUCUGUGUCCCAGCCAGGAGGAGUUAACAUGUGACUGUCUGGACAAGCGGUCGCCUUCGUCGAUCAGGGUGAAGAACGCGGGACUUGUACGUGAUACUACCACAU